Messenger RNA from Daucus carota subsp. sativus, 1723 nucleotides. RefSeq names its product U-box domain-containing protein 4. NCBI's taxonomy places the organism in Eukaryota, Viridiplantae, Streptophyta, Magnoliopsida, Apiales, Apiaceae. Bases 5 to 1066 code for a protein of 353 amino acids. The transcript has 2 exons. The record is from RefSeq and is a predicted model, not a curated record. Gene Ontology annotation, molecular function: protein binding.
AAACAUGGAAUCCGAUAUCCAGACGAAGUUCACUUACCUCGGAAGAACUUUCAACUCGCUCAACAUCGGCGACUCGUCCGCCGCUUUCAGCGACUGCAACAGCGACCGGUCCGGCGAGUUCUCCACGACGUCGACGCAGAGUCGGCGGCUGCUGACGGCGACGUUGGCGGGGAACUCCGAUGAUUACGUGAUAGAGCAGCUGGUUUCUGAUCUGCAGUCGAGCUCGGUUGAUGAUCAGAAGAUGGCGGCGAUGGAGCUGAGGCUGUUGGCGAAGAAUAAGCCGGAGAAUCGGAUUAAAAUCGCGCAGGCCGGCGCGAUAAAGCCGCUGAUAUCGCUUAUUUCGUCAAUUGAUCCUCAAUUACAAGAGUACGGAGUGACGGCGAUACUGAAUUUAUCGCUGUGCGAUGAGAAUAAGGAGCUGAUUGCGUCGGCCGGCGCGAUUAGGCCGUUAGUGAAGGCGUUGAGGAUCGGGAAUUCGACGGCGAAGGAGAACGCGGCUUGCGCUUUGUUGCGGUUAUCGCAGAUUGAGGAGAAUAAGGUUGCGAUCGGACGGUCAGGAGCGAUUCAGCUGCUCGUUAGCCUUCUGGAGACGGGGAAUUUGAGAGGGAAGAAGGACGCGUCGACUGCGUUGUAUUCGUUGUGUUCGGUUAAGGAGAAUAAGAUUAGAGCGGUGGAGGCGGGGAUUAUGAAGCCGUUGGUGGAGUUGAUGGCGGAUUUUGGGUCGAAUAUGGUUGAUAAGUCGGGGUUUGUGUUGAGUUUGUUGGUGAGUGUGGCGGAGGCGAGGGUUGCAGUGGUGGAGGAAGGGGGAAUUCCGGUGUUGGUUGAGAUUGUGGAGGUUGGAUCGCAGAGGCAGAAGGAGAUUGCGGCUGCGAUUUUGUUGAAGUUGUGUGAGGAUAGCUCGGUGUAUCGGACAAUGGUGGCGAGGGAAGGUGCUAUACCUCCUUUGAUUGCGUUGUCACAAUCCGGUACUAGUCGGGCUAAAGAGAAGGCGGAAACACUGGUUGAACUUCUACGCCGACCAAGAUCCGGUAACACAGCUGCCAGGACGUCAGAUGUUUCAGAUUAAUCAAAUGCUUCGCGUGAUAUAUUCUAAUUGAACCCUACAUCCACCACACAAUAGACAAACAGGAAGAAAACAAAAGUUAAAAAGAAAUUCAAAUCUCAGGCAAAAAAAGAAGUUAAGGAGAGACAUCAAUUUAGAAUAUGGUUUUGUAUAUAUACAUAUAUUGUAGUAUUAGUGCAAGGAGCUUUGUAAAUUGAUCGAGACAAUCAGGUUCCGGUUGUGCAUGUUUGAUUUUGGAGAGAGCUCGGGGUUCAGAGUUUUGAUGUACUGUUGUUGAUCCGUUAAAGGUACGUCUGUUAUCCAGAGUUUAAAGUGUGUUUUGCGAGUUUGCCUAUAAUCCGAGUAGAAGGAGAGUUCAGAACAAGUAGACUGGUUGGAACUCAGCCGGAGAUGGCUAUGCUUAUCGCUCACUUGCAGAAUAACCUCGGCUUGUGUAGUGUGUCCAAUGUAAUAAAUUUACGAAGAAAAUGUAUGGUGGUUCGACAAAGCAUCAUGUUUAAUAGAUGAGAAUUGAGACGUGCAAUGUAGACUUUGUAAGAGACAAACAACUGUAAUGUCAAUGUACAUUUACAAGUCUUUGGCCCUCAGUUUUGGCCUCUGGGGACACCUUACUCUUAAUGAAAGAAACAGAGGCAUGAGAUGAUUGCUUGUCGUACAUAA